AUGGUCUCCCCAGCCAUUGCUCUGGCCUUCAUCCCCUUCCUGGUCACCUUGAUCAUCCGCUACCGGCACUACUUCCUGCUCUUCUACCGGGCGGUGCUGGUGCGCCGGCUGCAGGACUGCCUGACGGGCAUCUCCCGGGAGGAGCGGGCCUUCCAGUACGUCCUCACGCAUGCCAUCCCCGGCGAUCCCCACCACAUCCUCGAGACCUUCGACCAGUGGUGCUACCACUGCGAGUACCUCAGCAACGUGGGGCCUCACAAAGGUAAGAUCCUGGACCGUCUGAUCUAUGAGAACACGCCGCUCACCGUGCUAGAGCUGGGCACGUACUGUGGUUACGCCACCAUUCUCAUGGCCCAGUGUUUGCCCAUGGGUGCCCGGCUCUACACCGUGGAGAUGGACCCACGCAAUGCCGCAGUGGCCGAGAAGGUCAUCCGCCUGGCCGGCUUCGACGAGGACACUGUGGAGCUGAUUGUGGGCGCCUCGGAGGAGGUGAUCCCGCAGCUGAAGGAGAAGCACGGCCUGCUCAAGGCCGACUUUGUCUUCAUGGAUCACUGGAAGCGCUGCUACCUGCGGGACCUGCAGCUGCUGGAGGCCCACGGCCUGCUGCUCGAGGGAGCCACCAUUGUGGCCGACAACGUGGUCUUCCCCGGCGCGCCCCACUUCCUGCAGUACGUCAAGACCUGUGGCAAGUACCAGUGCAAGAUGCACAGGACCAGCUUGGAGUACUUCCGGGCCAUCCCCGACGGCAUGGCCGAACUCACCUACAUGGGCCUGGACUGAGCUCUCACGGCCAAGGUGGGGCUGCCAGGCUGGGCCCCGUCCUGCCCUGCCAGGGAUCCAGCCGGUGCUGCACCAGAGCUGAGGGGUGUCUGGGCUUGGGGGCCAUGUAGAGAUGCCCAAAGGCUGGGGCUGGUGGGUGGGUGUGUGCCCACGUGCGUACGGCCUCGCCACGCUGCCCGAUCUGCACGUGAGCCCGUCUCUGCUCUGUGUGUAUAGGGGCCAGAGUCUGUUCUAAUUUCCACUGGCGUGAAUCCAGAGCAACUCCAGAGCACUCUGCGUUCACACCAGCGGUUGUGAGAUGAGACUCAGGUCCAUGCAAGCUGCACUGUUUGUGAAGGAACGGGAGUCUCCCGGAUAGGUCUGCUGCACUGUAUGAACGAGCAGCGCACGCGUGCACACACCCAGGCUGCAGCCACCACUCAAAGAGGUUUUGUUUGCCCCCCACCUUUCGCUCCC
Trachemys scripta elegans is the source of this 1236-nucleotide messenger RNA. Its product is annotated as transmembrane O-methyltransferase homolog. Lineage: Eukaryota; Metazoa; Chordata; Testudines; Emydidae. The transcript is spliced from 3 exons. Gene Ontology annotation, biological process: dopamine metabolic process; catecholamine catabolic process; developmental process. The coding region runs from base 1 to 780 and encodes 259 amino acids. Gene Ontology annotation, molecular function: catechol O-methyltransferase activity. The record is from RefSeq and is a predicted model, not a curated record.